This is a messenger RNA of Schistocerca nitens (vagrant locust), 2741 nucleotides long. RefSeq names its product spermatogenesis-associated protein 7 homolog. The record is from RefSeq and is a predicted model, not a curated record. The transcript is spliced from 9 exons. Bases 123 to 1997 code for a protein of 624 amino acids. Lineage: Eukaryota; Metazoa; Arthropoda; Insecta; Orthoptera; Acrididae. Gene Ontology annotation, cellular component: ciliary basal body; axoneme. Gene Ontology annotation, biological process: microtubule cytoskeleton organization.
CUCUGACUUGUGUGUAAGUUUCUGUCAAGUGUCAAGGAUUGGUAUUUACUGAUCGUGGUUUGUUGUGAAAAGGAACGAAGCGUGUUUGGUAUUGGUAUAAAUUAUUUUGUAUACGUUGAAUCAUGAAGUGCUUUACAAGAGUAAAGAGUAAUGUAUUUGCACCAACAUCGACUGACAUCAUCAGCCAGAACAUGAUUUAUUGGCAAAUGUCUAAGCACUAUAAGCGUAUAAAAAGUGCUAGAAAGGUGGUAGACACAUCAGCACCUUCCCAUAGUAAGUUCAGUAGUGCUUCAACACGACGAGGGAAGAAACCAAGUACAGAGUGCCACUCUCCACUCAGUUCUGAUGGUUCACUCAGACAGGGAUUUCAUUGUUCAUCUGAGACAACAAAUAGUGCUCUUACACAUACUUGUGAGAAAUACAACCCGGGCCCUAUUUCUGGAAGAGAGCAACAAGAAGAGAGGCCUGUGCCUAAUGCAAAGUGUAGGAGACCUUCCAAGAGCUGCAAGCAUAACACACAGUCUACCAUCAGUCUACAAUGUAAUGUUAAAUGCUGCCAUAAUUCCAUUACAAAAUCUAAGACAUGUUAUAAAACAUCAGAAAGGAAUAGUAUAAAUAUACAUAAAAAGGAAAAAAGUUCCUUUGAUAUUAUGGAGGUACACAGCAAAGAUUUUAUUUCACCCAGUAAACCAUUCAAGCCAAGAAUUCUUAAAACUGAUGCCGAACCAAGAAUUCGGAAUCUAAGAGUUUACUACCCACCGAGGAAAAAAGUACAUCACAAAAGAGUAAUGACAGAUGUAAAAGAGAAUGACUUUGCAGAAGCCGAUGAAGAGCGGUGUGAAGUGGUAGACCAGAUUUCGACUCAGACUUCAGCUUAUUCCGCAGAUUCUGAUUCUCAAAGCAAUUGGAAUGCAGAUCAAGAAGUACAGUUCCUGCCAAAUUACACAUUCAGGAAAGGAAAGGGAAAAGUGGCAAGUGAGCUAUCCAGUUGUGAUUCUGCAUACAAUGGCGGAAUAUCUUCAGCAGGUGAAAGUAGAGGGUCUAGUCCUGAACAAAAUAGGAGUCAUACUCUCAACACAGACUUAAGAACAAAUCAAGAAAGUGACAUAUCCAUCAUCAGAAGAAAUGAAGAUGAAAUAAAUGAUGCAACCCUCCAGUUCACUAAUGAUAUUGUAAACACAAUAAUAAAAAAUAAUACUUUAUCAAACAGUGGGAUAAAGAAUGUAAUAAAGCUGUGCAUGUCUGAAUAUGAAGGCAAACUGGAUAAGGUAAAGAUGAUUCAAGAAGUGAAAAAAUUGAUGGAACAGCUAGAUGUGGAGGAUGAAGAUGUAUAUGAGGAGAAGUUCCCGGAAAAGGAGCCGCCUUACAGAUCAUUUGUUAGGGACAAAAACUGUAAAAAUACAAAUGUACCUAAGUGUAAUGUUGUUAUAAACAGUAUUACAGGAAAGACAUCCCCUGAAGAGACAGGAAUAUGUGAUCCGUUUGACGAUGACCUGUUGCUGCAAGAAUACAGGUCAGAGCUAAGAAAAUUGGACAUUGAUCCAGAGAACUACUUCUUUCCAUUGUCCAGUGGCGUUGAAAUGGCUGUUGAAUAUAUGUGUGCAUACCCAUUCACAGCAAAUACUACUUCACAGGAUAUUUUAGAAGAGGAACUGUGGUUACAUCCAUUUAAAAUAGACUUUUCUUUGGAUACAGAAUGUAAAAACAGUAAACUGCAGUCUCAGGUGGAAUGUGACCAAGAUGGCUUCACAGAUGAACAAUUAGGAAAGUUUUCGUGUGUGAAUGAUCCUAAUAACAUUAGUAGCAGUAGUACAGGUAACAGCAGUAGAUACCUUAUCCACAACAACUCAGAUUGUCAGCUGCAGGAUAUUGAGCAUUUAAUGGAUCUGCAGUUAGGGCAUCAGACUGCACACACUUCUAUAAACAAAAAUUCAGAAGGUUCACAAAUUUUAUGUUUGUCUGAAAUGGUCACUGAGUGUAAGUUAAGCGAUGUGUGAGUGCUAUUAUCACUAGGCAGGUCACUGAAUUCCUUGAUAAACAAAACAUAUUGUGUCGUGCAUCUCUAAAAUGGUUGUAUUCACAAAAUGAAGGAUUGCGAUUUGACUAAACAUUUCAUUACACUCUUUAGUUUCCAGUAGCACUUAUUUCAUGUUGGAAGCUGCAUAAGUUAAGUGCAAUCAGAAACAAGAUGCAGAAUGUGAAACCAGAAAACAUAGGUUCACAUUUUAGAAAAAUGAGCAUAGAGAAGAGAGGAAAGAUUGGUGAAGAGUACAGAGGAACACAGCAUAGAGUAUUGAGAUUCCUGGGACCAUCAAUGAAUGACCAGUAGACAGAAGAUUGUAAUGCUUCCCAAGAAUUUGAAUACUGUAUGCUAUAUUCUACUUCAUUGUACCUGCAGGAUCUAGUCAUAAAUUGUGUGCCACUUAGUCUUAUCUUUAUCACAUUUUACUAAUUCUGUCAUUUCAUGCUCUCCCCAUUCCUGAUGAACUUUUGAUUCUGAAAACUUAGGCUUACACUAAGUGGCAGCUUUUGAAGUUUGGAUGGUUUUACCAAUAUCUGUAAUUUUUAAGUGCUAUCAUUUUAGCUUUAUUUCGGUUUUACUUUCAGGAUUUCAGUCCUGACUUUGUUGAACAUUUUUAAUUUUUAGGUCAUAAUCAGUAUUAAUAUUCUGCAGUCUUCUGCUGUGUGUUGUUGCAGUAUUAAGAUAACUGGUGCAGUUUUAUAUUGUUCCUAGGAUGCUU